Molecule: messenger RNA, 366 nt
Organism: Effrenium voratum
Lineage: Eukaryota; Dinophyceae; Suessiales; Symbiodiniaceae
Source: the annotation of a GenBank genome assembly
AUGGUGUUCUCAGUGGAGCUGCUGGAUAGAGAAGGAGGCGAGAUUCGUGCAAGCUUGUUCAACGAAGCUGCGGAGCAGCACUAUGAUCUCAUGCAGUGCGGAAGAUGCUUCACGCUGUGCAACGGCAGCGUGCGCCCUGCCCAGAAGAAGUACAGCGUGCUCAAGCAUGGCUACGAGCUGGUGUUCGACGGCAGAUGUCAGAUACACAUGGUAGACGACGACGCUGACAUCGGAGCAGUGCGCCUCGCCGUGCAGAAGAUUGCUUCAGUGACACAGAUGGCUGUGCCUAGCAGCGUGGAUAUCUGCGGAGUCAUCGUUUCAGGGAGCACCCUCAAGAGUUUCAGACCAAAGAAGGAAAAGCUUUAG